This is a messenger RNA of Octopus sinensis (East Asian common octopus), 1470 nucleotides long. Its product is annotated as neurogenic locus notch homolog protein 2-like. The coding region runs from base 1 to 1470 and encodes 489 amino acids. Gene Ontology annotation, cellular component: protein-containing complex; plasma membrane. Lineage: Eukaryota; Metazoa; Mollusca; Cephalopoda; Octopoda; Octopodidae. Gene Ontology annotation, biological process: establishment or maintenance of epithelial cell apical/basal polarity; heterophilic cell-cell adhesion. The transcript is spliced from 3 exons. Gene Ontology annotation, molecular function: calcium ion binding. The record is from RefSeq and is a predicted model, not a curated record.
AUGGUUUUAUGCGCGAAAAUCCAUUGUGAAAGAACUAACUGUAAAUAUCACCAAAAAUGCUUUUCUGGCGAAAUAUGCAAAAAUGGAGGAUUUUGCAUUGACAAUACAAACCUGUGCCUGUGUCCCCCAGGCUUUACAGGUCCUCAAUGUCAAAAUGACAUCAACGAAUGUUCUCACGUGGUACCACGCUGCAAGAAUAAUGGGAUUUGCCAUAAUACUCACGGAGGCUUUACCUGUGAAUGUCAAAAUGGAUUCCAUGGAACAUUAUGUGAAAUUCCAAAAUCAUUGUGCCACGAAAACUACUGUCUUUUCAAUGGGUUAUGUACAGAACAAGAUCAAGUUCCGGUUUGUCACUGCCAGCCAGGCCGAAUUGGGCAUCGCUGCCAAAAUAUAGACACAUGUUCGGAAUCAAAGAGCCAUUGCCCUAUAAAUACAAUCUGCUCUUUAAAUUUGAGUGAAAAUAAGGUCGAGUGUCUUCCAUUGGUUAAAAAUCAACUCGAAGGAAACCAACUAGUCCCAACCACGACGGUCCCUUGCCUUGACUGUAAAAACGGAAUCUGUUUGAACGGAAAAUGUCUUUGCAACUCGAAUUAUUACGGCAAGAGCUGUGAAUACAGUCAGGACCUGUCCAAAACUCGUUGUGAGAAUGGAGGGGUAUUCCUGACUACAAGAAAUAGAUGUCUAUGCCCUAUAGGAUUUGUAGCACAAAUCAACAAAUCUGAUCGGAUUUGUAUGAAAGGCUAUAAAGGAGAGGAUUGCUCAGUACAAAUCGACAACUGCAGCCCCAAUCCUUGUCAAAAUAACGGAACAUGCAUAAAUCAUGUCAAUUCCUUUACUUGUCAAUGUCUCUCUCAGUAUACUGGUCUUCACUGCGAACAAAUAGAACAAAAAUACUCAAAAAGUUCAUUUCCCAUAGGAUUCAGAGGAGAAAACUACAAAAAAUCCAUUUUGGGGAAAUGUCUGGUCAACCCCUGCGAGAACGGGGGAGUGUGUAUUUCCCAAAAUUUGUCACAUUUUGGAAAUUUGGCCAUAAAAAACAAAUUCCACUGUUUUUGUGUUCCCGGAACACGUGGAAUAUUAUGUGAACAAUUCGCUUUUGAUCUGUGUCUGUCCAAUCCUUGCAAAAACGAAGGAACUUGUGUCCAAAUAUCACCUACAAAAACCGUCUGCAAAUGUCGACCCUUUUUCUUUGGACGAUACUGCGAGGCCUCCACAGUCGACUGUCGAUUUGCUGACUGUUUCAUGCCAUGGACAGAAAAAUGUGUUUUUACAUCAAAUUCAAAAAAAACUACGUGUAUUUGUCAUGAAGGAUAUUCUGGAAAUCAGUGUUCUUUCCGUAACCAAGAUUGUCCGACGGGGAGUUGUGAUUUUUGUCCUCUUCACUGUCAAAAUAGGGGGAAAUGUCGGACAAAUUUCGAUGGACAUUCGUUUUGUGACUGCCCCCAAAAUUAUUAUGGAGAAUUGUAUUAA